AUGCCCGGUCUCACAGACUUCAUCAAAGAAGUAGAGACGGACGGUGACACUGCCACCACCACCUCUUUUGGGAAGCGGAUGCCCACGAGAGAGAUAGCAGAUCAGCUCGUCGAGGCCUACUUGAGGACGUUUGAGACCGUGUACCGCACUCUUCAUUUUCCCACCUUCCGCGCCGAGUACGAAAGGUGCUGGACUGGAGCAGCCGACAGCUCCUUCGUCAUACUUCUACAGCUUUGUGUGGCUAUCGGCGCCGCCUUUGAAGACAAUACUUUCCCUCUCCGCUCGUCCGAGGCAAACCUCUGGCUCACAGUAGCCAGUAAGAUUGGCAUCACGGGCAUCCAGAUCCUCUGCCUGUUGCACCACGCAAACAAUAUCACCAAUGUGAACUCCGAUCUGGGCUGGAUCGGUGCUGCAACCCUCCUCCAUACAGCGACGCAUAUUGGCCUCCAUAAAGAUCCAAAGUCCUUCCCCGGAAUGACGGUACCUCCUGCCUCACCUUCAGAAGGUAUCCAUCCCUAA
Messenger RNA from Clonostachys rhizophaga, 519 nucleotides. The record is from the annotation of a GenBank genome assembly. Lineage: Eukaryota; Fungi; Ascomycota; Sordariomycetes; Hypocreales; Bionectriaceae.